UUGUCUAUCGAAUGUUAGUUAUAUAUUCUCUGUAAAUAGUCUUUAACGGAGUGCAGAGGACAAGGAUUGGUCUUCGAAUGUCUCUUUGACAGUGCAUUGUGGGAACUAUUCCGGUGUAUUCUGCAAGUAUCUGUUGGUGCUACGAUUUCAUGGAUUUAAAGAAAUUUCGAUAUCGGAAGGCGUUAUCAGCGUUAUCUGGCGGCCGGCUGCGCGCACCGGAACCCUUGCGAUAAGCGGCCCGCAGAUCCCCGUGCCGAGGCGCCACGCAGCUCUGCCAGCACACGUCGCGGCUCUGCGCAUCCCUCGGCCCGGCCCGGCUGUCUUGACGAUGACGGGCGCUCGGGCGCAGCUGGUCACGUGACUGCCGGAUGGCGUCCUCUGCGGUCUUCUGCCUCAGCCUGCAGAUAAGAGUUGGCAGCGACGGUGUGGGCGAGCUGGUGGGCACGGGUGGGACCGAGGCGGGGGCGGCGGGCAGCGUGUUCCUGGUGAGCACGCGCCGCCCCCAGCCCGUGGCUGCGACCUCCGCCGCCAUUGCCGCCGUCACCGCUGUUCAGGCCCCGGGGGCCGUAGCAGCCGCCGCCCCUUCAACUCGUGCUAUCACGUCCGCCGCUGCCGCCGCCACGCAGGUCGACGCCGUUACAGAUGGAGAGGCCAUCAAACUGCCGGACAACUUGGAAAGCCUGCCGAAAGCUGACCACUUUCCCACGCAGAGGCAUCGGUGGAACACCAAUGAGGAAAUUGCCGCCAUACUCAUUAGCUUUGAUAGGCACAAUGAGUGGCAAAGCAAGGAGGUCAAGAUCAGACCGAAGAGCGGCUCGAUGCUGCUGUACUCGCGCAAGAAGGUGCGCUACCGGCGGGACGGCUACUGCUGGAAGAAGCGCAAGGACGGCAAGACGACGCGCGAGGAUCACAUGAAGCUCAAGGUGCAGGGCACCGAGUGUAUCUACGGCUGCUACGUGCACUCGGCCAUCCUGCCAACGUUCCACCGGCGCUGCUACUGGUUACUGCAAAAUCCUGAUAUAGUACUGGUGCAUUACCUAAACGUGCCCUAUCCUGAUGACAACAAGCUGGCAGUGAUAACUCCAAGCCUUGCAUUAUGGGGAGACAAGAAGGAGUGGACCAAGGAGGAACUGGUAUCACAACUGAAGCCCAUGUUUUUCAGCGAGGAUGAGCCAGACCUGAAUAAUGAACUUGAAAUAUCAACAGCUGAAACUGUGGAAGCCAUUGUGACACAACUGAUGGAGAAGCAGCGUGUAGCUCGUGCAGCUGCUCUAAGCAAGCAACUCGAAUGUGGGUGCCCAGAUUCCACAUGUGCUGACAGUAAGACAUGUUCCCAUCCCAUGCGACGAAUUACUGCAGCAACAGCAGAAGUUGACAGCAGUAAUCAGGUGUCAUCAACAACUGGCACAGGAAGCCUACUGCUAUCUACAGGCUCUGGUUCUACAAAUGGCAGUCCUGCUGUAGGCAGUCAAACUCAGCAGCGAGUACAUCGUUCGUCUGCCUCUAAUGUCCAGCAGAAUUCAACAGCACCACCUCUUGUGCUUAGUUUAUCCCAGAUACAGGGAUGUUCUGCUGGUAGCCUACUCAUACUCAACAGCUCGUCAACCACUGGAAACUCAAAUAGUGGAGGUGGUACAGUGACAUUUUCCAGCAAAGAAAAGACAGUUGUUCUUAAACAGGAAGCAAUGGACACAAGUUCUUGCAGUCGUCUGCAGGAUGUGAGCAACAACAACAGUAGCAAAAUGGAUGUGACUAAUGGCAAUGCUCCUCCAACAUAUGACAAUAGUGCUUACCACAGACAGCUUCGGCAGCAUGAGAAGCGAUCAACAGGAGAGCAGCUUCCGCUCUUGCUUAGCAGUGCACCCCCAACACCAAGCAAGCAUAUGGACACUACUACCUCAGAAACAGAACUCACUAGCUACUGCAAUGCAGAUACUGUGCUUGUCAUAGGGACAGGGUCCUCAACCAAAAAUAAUGGAGUGGGUGAUUCCUCAGGGAUGGGAGAUUCUUCUGUUUCCCUUGGGUUUUUUAAUGAAACUCUUGAUUUGUCACAAGAGGACAUACAGAGGACAUUACAGGCUAACAUGCCCUGUGCUACUGGUGUCACUGUAGAUGAAUCCCAUGGACAGCACCAAGCAGAUGACGAUGAUGUGAUAGUAUCAGAAAUUAAUCCUAUGGAUUUUAUUGAUGGGUGCUGUGAUGUAGUAGUUUCACCAGAUGAAACACAGUCUGUAACGGGUACAGGUGUGGACGAUGAUGUUUUUGUAAAUUUGGAUGCAUUUGAUAUGUUAGGUGAUUUUCCUGAACUUGAAAUUAUGGAACCAAGUGUUUCUGCAGAUGAGACAGUAACUGUACAUAGUGGUGAUGUCAGUGUUGAUGACAAGGACUUGGUAACUGUGACUUCCGUUGAGUCACAGCAGGCUUCUCAUGAACCUGACAAGGAUAGAGGUCAGCCUUCACCUACCAUCGAGUUUCAUGAGGGGACUGUCAACAUUACUGAUUAUUCCCCUGAGUGGGCAUAUCCUGAGGGAGGCGUGAAGGUGCUUGUAACCGGUCCUUGGUACUCAACUACAUCACCAUAUACUGUGCUAUUUGACACAUUCCCUGUGCCUACCACUCUGGUACAGAGUGGAGUACUGCGGUGUUAUUGCCCUGCACAUGAGGUAGGAUUAGUUACUUUGCAAGUAGCCUGUGAUGGUUUUGUCAUCUCAAAUUCUGUGAUGUUUGAAUACAAAGAGCCAAUAAGUGGUACCAGCCAAAUGGCAUGUGAAGAGCGUGAAUCUCGUGACAAGAAUGGCAAUGACAACCUUCUACGUUUCACCCUUCUGCAACGCUUAGAGGCAAUGGAUGGUCGUCUGCAAAUCAAACAGGAGCCUGAGGGUUCUGAUCUGGUUGAAGGCUCAUCAAUGUUAAGCCAAAGCAAUUUUGAAGAUCGUCUGGUAAACUAUUGCCAAGAAAUGACUUCAAAGACUUGGCAGUGUGGAGAGGAAGUGAGCCCCUCUUGGUUCUGCAGUCAUCGAAGCAUGACACUUUUACAUCUGGCAGCAUCCCUUGGUUACUCUAGGCUUGUUUGUGCAAUGUUGCACUGGAGAGAGGAGAAUUCGUCUCUUCUGUUGGAAACAGAAGUUGAUGCCCUUAGUCAGGAUGAAGAUGGAUAUACUCCCCUUAUGUGGGCUUGUGUACGAGGUCACCAUGAAACUGCAUUGCUGUUGUAUCGAUGGAACCAUACAGCACUAAAAGUGCGAAAUCAUGCUUCACAGACAGCUAUAGACUGUGCAAGAGAAUAUGGACAUGAUUCUCUGGCACAGGACCUAGAGCAGCAAGAGGCUUUACGUCUGCAAGAGAACCCUGGACCAGAUGACAUAUUUCUUCGACCAGAUAUUGUUACAAUAUUGGACUCUGAAAAAACUUCACUGAACAGUGAGCUCCAUGUAAACAUUCCACCCUCUACAAACAUAGAUUCAGAGAUGAGUACUCCAAAUAGUAAUGAGAAUGGCAGUCAUAGCUCUGCUCAGAGUCCUGUUUGCUCAAGCUCAGGAAAUGGAGAAUCUAAUAGUAGUGGCACAGUUCAACAGAGGCUGACAAAGCGACCAUCAGUGGAUAGUGGCAUCAACUUGGGCCAUUCUUCAGAUAGCUUGUCAUCUUUACAGAGUCGAGGACCUGGUUCCAAAGCUUCCUCUUCAAGAGAAGUUUCAAGGUUGUCUAGGUUUGAUCGGAGCAUGUCUUUGCCAGUGAGCUCUCCAAUGAAUGGUGUUGAAACUCCAUACGACUCCAUCUCUACUGAUGGCCAUGAUCCCCUAAUGAGUUCCCCUAUUAGACGAAUGGAUUUUGCCUUAUGCGAAGUGGCUACUGGAGCAAGAAGUGAAAGUCCAAUGAUUGACGAGGAGGGAGUAUCUGAUGAGGAUCUGGAAAAUAAGCAGAACAUUGUAGGGGAGCAGGAAGUGCGUGUUUUAACUUUAGCGGAACAAAUAAUUGCUGCAAUGCCUGAAAGAAUAAAGAAUGAGAGUGCAGAUGUAAUGUUGGACCAGGACAGUUCACGAAAUGACUCAUCAGCUGGAAAUAGUGAUACCUUACCAGAAGUCUUCAUGGAACCUCUUUUGAUUGAUGAAACGUCUUCAUCAUUUGAGCCUGUAGAAUUUAACUUUGAAUUCAGUGAUCACAAUUAUAGGUACUAUGAUGUGAGCACACCAGGCUCCUCCAUGAGCCCAGCCUCCUCCAGCUGUCUACAGUCUCCUUGCUCAUUCACACUUGAUUCGCCAUCUCCACCGCCAACUACAGCUGACUUCUGUGAAUUUUUUCAGGCAUCUGGAAAUGUAUUUGAGAAGGAUUUCUCAAACCUCACACUUUCAGAUAGGGAACAACGAGAACUGUAUGAAGCAGCAAAAAUCAUUCAAAAGGCAUACCGUUCAUAUAAAGGCCGAAAGAAGUUGGAGGAACAGGAUAAAGAAAGAGCUGCUGCAGUACUUAUUCAAAACUACUAUCGUCGGUAUAAACAGUAUGCAUACUUCAAGCAGAUGACUCAUGCAGCAAUGGUGAUACAGAAUGGGUUUCGAUCAUAUUGCGAGCACAAGCGUUUUAAGAAAAGUCAGGAAGCUGCUGUUUGCAUACAAAACUACUACCGCAAUUACAGGGAGCAGGGGGGGAGAGGGAGUCGUGAGAGCACACCUAGUGCAACAAGCAGCAGCCUCAAGCGCACAUAUUCGCAGAGACGACAGCAUCAAGCAGCUCGGAAAAUUCAGCAGUUCAUGAGACAAUCGAAAAACAAAUUGCAGAGAGAGCGAGCUUUGGCAGCCGAAAGAGAGAAGCUGGAGGGCCAGUCAGUGGAUGCCCUCCAAAAGUUGCCCUGUCCCGGCAGUAUGGGAUGCUCCACCAACGUUCCAAAUAGCAGUGGCCGUCCAGUGGCAUCUAGCCCCAGAAACACUAGUGUCCAUACCAAGGAUGCUGCUGGAAAAACGUGAUUAAAUCAUUAGAGCUCUGACAACAUCCAGAAACACCAGAAAUACAAUGGAACAAAAUAUUUAUCAUGCUGAUGAAAAAGUGUUGUAUAUAUUUAUCAAAGUGCUUGUGAAAUGAACUGACUGCACUGCGUACUUUUUUGUUACUCUGUUUUAGAGUAAGCUUAAUAGUACUUUUAAAGAAUUAAGGUACUGCAACAGUCAACUGUCAUAAUGAUGGGCGUGACUGCUUUAAACGAAACACAUCACAAGACUUGUAAAUAGAAAACUGUUUACAUGUACUCUGAAUAUAAGAGAAAGCUAUAAACAGAUAGCAAGCUAGUCAUGUUUCUUUUGCCAGUAUUGUGUUUCAAGUGCUGUGAACGAAUUUCGUAUCAGGUCAAGAAAGAAUACAUUAUUGCUGACAGUGCCACAUAGUAACCUACUGUCAGUACAUCAAGUUAUGAGUACUGAAUGAACAUUUUAAACUUUGUGUACCUUGGAGUGCUAUGAAAGUAAAAGCAACCGAGCCAUGGCAGUUUUUGAUAUAUAACUAUGUUUACAUGCAGUUUCUGUUGUUCAUUGUUUGUGUUUUUAUCAGUAAAGAAAUGUAUUUUCAUGUUCUCAGGCUGUUUUGACAUAUUUGAAUAUGAUGUGGUGACUGGAUUAUGAAUGUAAUGGGACAGAGUAUUUGUUGGCUUUACAUAUUAUGAUGGAAUGGAUUAUUUUUCGUGUAUUUAUUGCCCCUUACUACCAAAAGAAACUCAAAUUUUUGUUGGCAUAAUUUAACUAUAAAUUGUGUUAUUCAUUUAAUAAAUAUAACUAAAAGCUUGUAUUUUAAAUGACUAAAUAUUAUUGCUGUUUGUUUCCUGCUUCUAUUGCAGUGCACGAGAGUUAUCAUUACCGGUAUUCAUUUGUAUGCCUCUUGUAAAGUGCAUGAAAUGUAUAACUGGUAUUCAUUCGUAUGCCUCUUGUAAAGUGCAUGAAAUGGGCAGGUCCCACUGUUUUUUGACUAUUGAUAGUGAUCAGAUAGCAAACACUUCAAUUAAUCAUGUAUAUUUUGAUAUACUAUGGAAGUCACAUAAAUUUUGACUGCCAUACACAGUAAUUUAUGAGGUGUUGUUCAUAACCUGAGGCAUGGAAAUUUUAAAGAAAAUGAUUGGUGCAUUUGUUAUUAAUUAAUUUAAACUUCUAAUUAAGUAUGUUUUAUGUACAUACAGAUUAUUUUUGAGAAUAUAAUGAAGUGUGUGGCCCUCCUCUGAGCAUGUUGGUACUUGUUGGGCCGGAGUCUGUAAGCUUAGGAGUUGAAAAGUGAGAUUCACAGAGCUGUGAUGUAGAAUUCAGAUUUCUUUUCUAAAAUAUGCAACUAAGACAUGGCUUCACUUUUUAUAUAUUUUUAUGUAGUCAUACGUAUAGUAUAUCAAAUCACCUGUUUGUAAAUAAAUAAAUUGCACUCUAGAAGAAAAAAAUUAAACUGAACUUUUUGUACUUAAUAAAAUAAGACUUAUAGAGACAAAAUGUUAUCAACAGUGUAUUUGUUUAUUCAUGUUAAUUUUUUCUCUAAAGAAAUUAGCAUGUAAUAGAAAUGGAUAGAUAACAGACUAUUUAGGUAAAAUGCAAAAUGAGGACAGGAAAUUUACAUCUUAUAAUCUUACGACAAUUCCAUUUUCAUCUUUAAAGCUUUAAUUCAAAGGUCUUCACUAUUGUAGGUGUAAAUGCCUUUUUAAAGGCAAAAGUGGUAUGGCAUUUAUAAUGCCUCUUCUACAAUCAGUUGCUUACAGAUGUAGAAAGAGCUCUAUAUUUGUAACUUACCCAUUUAGUAGAAGUGUUUACAGGACUUCUUUAUCAGGCUUCUGAAGUAUUAUUUUUUCUGGUUACUGUGAAACAAUUAUUCAGCAUAAAGCUCUUCGUUUGAUUGUUCUUUUCAAUGCAUGUGCCACAAUAUGUAAAGGAAUCUUCUGAUUCAGAUCAUUAGUAAAACUAUUUGAUUUCCAUGUUAUCCAAGUUAAUUUUCUUUUUACAUUUUUGCACUGAAUUCAGAAGUCCUUUACACUUACUAACAUUGUUUGGUAAUAUUGGGUCAACAUGUUUAUUUUGUGGAUCACAGUAGGUAGGACAUGAAUUUUCUUUUUAGUUUCUUUAUUCACAGUAAUUUGUAACUGAGGUUCAAUAUAUUCACAAAUUUUUAGCAACAUGUUCCUGUUACCUAUUUGUGGGGUACUUUUAGUUCAAUAUAUUUUUUAAGUUUAUUAAUCCAAUUAAGUUCAUUAAUCAUUUUUAAAUUAAUUAAUUUGCAUUGAAAUGGGUUUCCUUGCUGAAAAACUCAGAUACGUUUUAGGAAAGUGUAUGUAAUUUAAUAGAGCAUCAGACACGUAAAGACAAAGAGUGACACAUCUCUGUUACCAGUAUCUGAGGUGUUUCAAAAAUUUUUGUGGCAACAAAAUUGUUGCUGAAUUUUUAAUCAAAUAAUUUCAUUUAUUCCCAGACUAAGGAACUGUCAUUUGAUGGAAUUUAAUAAAAUGCGAUCUGGAGUGUAUUAAAAACAGCUCUACCACAGUUGGUGACAUUUGUGAUCUGAAAGGUUUUUAAUUCUCAAUUGAGCAUAAUUUUGUCUUCCUCCAUGUGUUAGAAAUUGAAGCACUUCUACUACACACAUUUGUCUUAAUUACUGUAACUACCAAUAACAUUCAAUUUAAUGUUUUUCCUCAUCUUCUACAACUUCCAGUUCAACAUGUGGACACUUUUUUAUAAUUCUCAGUACAAAUUCCAGCAGUGUAGAACUAAAGGCAGGAGAAAGGAAAUUAAAAUCAUUGGUGGGAUAACUUGAUAAAAUAUUUUUGAUAUCUGUUUCUAUAUAUAUUAUGAGUGUUUGAGAUUUUUAGUGUAGUUAGAAGCCAGUGGCUGUUUCAUAUUUUCUACUCACUUGUGGUUUAUCAUAUUUACAAUUUCUACAUAUUGGGACAAUAGAAUUAUUUUCUUGCACCUUACAGGUUUGUUACUGGACAGGUAUUAGAUGUUGUUUGCAAGUACCACUGAUAUUUCCAAAAAGUAUCAGAGUAUUUGUGAGUUACUGAUAUUUUUUAAACAGAUGAGCUAAUUAACCAGAAUGGUAAUUUUGUGAAGGGUUUCUGGAAUUUUCAGAGCUAAUUUUUAACUAUAAUUAUCUGAUUUUCAUGCCAAUGACAGUAAUAUCUGGGUCGCUGUUUUAAUGUGGUAUAUUAUACUAAUUUAUUACUAUCAAAUGAAACUUAAUUCAUGUAUCGUGAAAUGUUCCUUCUGUGGUAGAUGUCUGGUGUCUGGGAUAUCCAUUUUCACUUAAAGAUACCCUGAUUAGCAUGCCCUUAGUUACUGCACUUGAACUCAUUCUGUGUAACUGAAUUUUGUAUUUCACCUGUAUUCACAGAAUUUUGCUGCAUAACCACUGCCAUUUUUAUCCAGAUACAAAGUAUUGUAAGCAAAUUGUGAAGGUAGGAAAACAUCUGGUGGUCUAUUUUAAUCCACAGAUGUGCAAAACAGUUAUACAUUACAUGGAUUCAGUGAAACCUAUUUUAAAAGACUAAUAUAGAUAAAAGAUUUUAUCUUAUGGUAGUGCUCAUGAUAUUGUGUAUUGUUCCUCAUAUAACAAUAGAAAUUAAGAGGAAGUAACACCAGUAACUUCCAGAACUUAUGAACUGCAUUAGAGCUUGGAAAUAGCUCAAUGAACUUUGAAUGUUCAAAGUUGUUUAAAACAAAUUCAAAUGAGUUAAGCCUACAAAGUUCAACCUGUUGUUUAAUGCAUAUAUCCAUUACAUUAAUAUUACAAUAUUUCUGCAGGUAGUACAUAAAAGUGCUUAAAGAAUUGUUGAAAGAUAUAGUAGUGCAAUGUAAUUGACUUGUCUUUUUAUUGUCAUGAAAUCUAAUUUCUGAUACAUAACAUUUUAAAUUGGUUUCUAUUUUUAUUUGUUUUUUUAUUUAUUAUACGGGAAUCAGUUUAGAUUCUAUCUGCUUUCACUUUUUAUUAAUAAAAAAUCCUCUUCUUUAAAUGCUCAUAUGCUAUUAUUACGCUACAGUCAGCUGUCUGUUUUCUCGUGACUCUUGUUUCAUGGAUUGCAACAGACAUCCCAAAUUUUAAAGUUUCGUAUUUUGUUCUUAUCUACAUGUCUGUACUUCUCCUGCCACAUUUUCAAAACAGUCUUCAAAGUCUUCUUUCUUAAUUACAUUCAUUCAAAAGUACUUGGGGCUGAGUAUACAGUCAAAUGCUGCUGUUGUUGUUCUUUCACUGUUAACUCACAUGAAUAAUAUUAUUUACUGCAAAAGAAAACAGAUUUUUGUGUAUAUUUAAAAAUUUGUUCAAUAUAAUACUUUAUGCUUACCAUGUAGACAUCAUCCAUGUAACAGUAUAAUUCUUGUUUUGUUAGAAUCUUACAUUGUCUUGUGUAAACCAGUUAUAAAACAAAGAGAGCUGCUCACUUUCUUACCAAUAUUCAGUAACUCGUAAAUUAUUCUUACUUGAUUCUCUUUGUUCCUCUAAAAUAUAAAUUUCAAUAUUUUAACUGGAAGUUAGGUACUCUGCAACCAAGGAAGCAUACUCUUUUUUAUUGGGUUUAUUAUCUGUAAUUAAAACAAAUUUUAUUUCCAUAAUAAUCCAAAGCUUCCUUUUAAAUGCAGAUGAUGUAUGUUUUUGGUGUUCUCUGCAAAUAUAUCACUAAUUCUUUUAGACUGCGACUGAAAUAAAACACAAUUACAAAUAAUUGAAAGGCCCUUCAUUUUAAGUAUAUACAAUAGCUUCAAUACAUGUGCGCAAAAUUCACUCUUUUCUUUACUUUUCUGAGCCUCUGUUCAAAUAUUUACAUGUACAAGAGCGCAAUUACUUCUGCUCACAUACACUUACAGUUUGCGGUGUGUCUUAAUUUUUGAACCUAUACAUUACAGCAAAUAACACAGCAGUAAUGUAUAAUGAUGUGGCUCGUCUGUUGCUCAUUAACAAAAGCAUAUAAGUUUCAUCUUUUAUUGUGCUGUUGUUAAUUAUGGCUUAAAAUUUAUGUAGCAGUGUGCAUGCCUUACUGAAACUUCUGCAUCUCACAUUACUGCUGAUAAGUUAUUGCUAGUUUGCAAUCGCUCUUGCACUGAACUCUCAAUAAAACAUUGCAGAAAAUUGUUCUCACUGUGGAGGCAAUAUUAAUAUUGUAUGUUUUAUUAUUAAUAAGUUUAAUGCCAUUUUUAAAGUCAAUAACAGGUAAAUUGUAAGGCAGAUAAUAGAAAGCAGAAGGGAGAACUGUGUCUGACACAGUCAAUGUGGUGCUCAAACGUUAUUUUUCCCUACUAAAGCCACAGAUCGUUUGUAAAUAUGUAUUUAACCAAAAGUAAAGAAGGGAAAAUAGAUACAAAUGAAAAUAUAAUGAAAAACCCCUUUGUAUAUAACUGUUAAAUAUGUGAAAAUUUUAUUCUAUACAUUCAGUAAAAUUUAUCCCAUUUAAUAUUGGCAUUACUAGUAAUAAUAAUGUACAGAUUCUGAGAUAGAAUAUUAGCAUGUUUUUAAUCAGCGUAAUUAUUUUCAUACUUUCAUUUAGCUUUGAAAAGAAUAUCGAUAUAUGAUGUAAGAUUGAAUCAUAAUGCAUCUUACCAUGUGUGUGAUGUGAUAUUUACACACAUUUUCUGUGAAAGCUUUUAAAAACAGAAAAUAGAGUCAGGAUUAUAUACAAAAAUAAAUAUAUAUACAUAUAUAAUUUAUCUCUGCUUUUAAAGGUAGUACAAAAUAUAAUAAUAAGUAUAAGGAAUAAGUAAAUGCUAAAUUUUCAUAUAUAAUGUAAAUAUAUUUAUUAGGAAUGCUGUUUUUCCAUAAACAUUUUUAAAACUUCUUUUGAAGAUAAUCCAACCACUUAAGAGUUAAAAAUAAACACAGACUGUAUUUUUGAAAAUUAGGUUAGUUUCUCAUGAACACAACCUAAGGAAAGCGCUUUUAAUUGUUAAUAGGUAAGGUGCCAUUAGGAGACUUUUUUGUUCAUUUCUUCUGUUGAUAUUUUAUUGUUAAUUUUUUCAUUUUUUAGUUUUAUCUGUAAUUUUUAAUAAGCGUACUUCAUUAAUUGUAAUUAUAAUGAGUUAACUGUUUCACCUAAUGGUGGAAGUCAAAUUUCUGUUAACAUGUUAUAUGGUUCCACUACUACCUUCAUGUUUAAUUUUUGCUGUUUUUCAGAAUAAUAAAUAUUACAGUGAAUUUAAAUCAGAUUAGUAGUCAGUAACUGGAAUUUUAGAAAAAAAUUUCCGAAUGUGGGUAAUACCCUGACUGUAUAGCACCUGAAUUUCUGCUUUAAAAAGUUAGGUGAUUGGAAAUAUGUCAGGUUUUUGGCAUGGUUUCAUAAGCUUCUAGAGAAUAUUUGCACAUAAACAUACAGGGGUAUGAAAAAAUACAAUUUGAGUGUAGAAUGUGUGAGAAAUAUUGUUACUUCAGCAACACCAUCUACAAGCAUAUUGUGUAGAAUUUCUAAUUGAGUAAAAAUCAAAAGGAUUUGUUCAUAGCAGUUACAAAUUAAAAUAUUCUACAAAUCUAGAAGGAAAUUGUUCAGUAACCCUUUAACUUUAAAGAAAAGCCCUUUGGCAUGUGCUCCCUUGUACACAUACCUACAAAAGAGCUCUGAAGAAAAUUAUUCAGUUCAUAGUUAUCUGCAGUGUUAGUGGUUUUCAGGAACAGAAAAUUUCAAAUUCUUACAUAACUUGGACUUGGUAAAAAUAUUUUCAUUAUGUCUAAUAGCCAUGUGCAACACAACUGCUGAAUGGAAGGUUUUAAAUUAUACUGAGUAUAUUGGCUUUAUGGAAUGAAAAUAUUGCAAAUAUUCUCUAAUAUUCUCUACUCUGGGGUCUGAAAGAUCUUACAUCAAUAGAGUCUCUGUUCUGAUUGUCAUCUUAUGUACAUAUAUUUUCUUUAUUUUCUAGUAUAGUCUGAUUGUUAUUACCUUUUUCUCAUAUAACAUUUUUGUAUGGUUGCAUAUAAAGUGAAGAUGAUUCAGUAACAUUAAUUUGUUGAACUGUUGUGUAGUAGUUCCUAUAGAUAUGGCAAAUUCAUUACUUUUGAACUUUGUUGGUAUUCAUAAACAAGGUAUGGUAAGAAGUUAAAAAAAUUAAAAAAUCAUAUGAGAUUACUAAAUUAUCUCAGAACUGUCUCCUUGUAUUGCAGGCAGUGUAAAGUCAAUGAAACGAAACACCAAUGUGAAAGAAUAACAGAAAACUAUGAGGUCUUUCAUGAAAAGGCAUUUUCAGACACUUGUGAUACAAAUUCAUGCAGUCAGAAAAUUGUCAAGCCUAAGCAUUAUGUGGCAUUUCUUUAUUUAAGCAAGAACUUGUGACUGUUAUUUGCCUAGUAUAUAACAUACAUUUACACUGUGAUAAAAUGUGUAGCCUUUGUUAAUUUGGUGAUUGAAAUAUAGUCCUGCUAUCCAUAAAUGA
Schistocerca cancellata (South American locust) is the source of this 12353-nucleotide messenger RNA. RefSeq names its product calmodulin-binding transcription activator 1 (gene Camta). Gene Ontology annotation, biological process: regulation of transcription by RNA polymerase II. The record is from RefSeq and is a predicted model, not a curated record. Gene Ontology annotation, cellular component: nucleus. NCBI's taxonomy places the organism in Eukaryota, Metazoa, Arthropoda, Insecta, Orthoptera, Acrididae. The transcript is spliced from 30 exons. Bases 369 to 4958 code for a protein of 1529 amino acids. Gene Ontology annotation, molecular function: double-stranded DNA binding; transcription coregulator activity; protein binding.